UGCACGUACCCUCGUGCUGCUCGAGAAUGUCGCGCCGUCAGCUUCGCCUCUUGGCCCUCGCCGCGCUUUGCUACACCCUUGCCGAGGCCUCUAUCCCGUCGUACAUGAAAGUAUGCGGUCGACGAAAUCCAAAACUAAACGAGUGCGUGAAGGACAGUGUUCUACAGUUGAAACCAAAACUCCAAUCUGGUAUUCCAGAGCUCGAUGUGCCAUCUCUUGAACCGUUGUAUUUUGAUGAAGUUAUCUUGGCUACACUCCCUGACUUUACAGCAGUUGCAAAAAAUCUGACAUUGAAUGGCUUAUCUAAUUUUGAAAUUAGACACUUGAAUAUCGACUUGGAAAAAAAUAGGAUCGAUCUCGAACUUCUCUUGGCAAAGGUCCUGAUGAAGUCAGACUAUAAUGUUAAAGCCAGAAUCAUUGUGCCAAUCAAUGAAAAAGGACCCAUCGACUUGACUUCAGAGAACGUGAUAGCAAAGGUCGUGCUGAAGUUCAAAAAGGUGGAGCGGCGCGGUCGGACCCUCAUCUACUUCCCGACGAUGUCUUGCAAGCUGCUGAUCGAAGACUACACGGCGAACUUUAGGUCCGGCGCGAGCGAGAGUACGAUCAGCCAAGCAAUCAACGAAAUACUGGUAACCAAUCGCAAAGAGAUCAUCGACAGCAUGACACCGAAUCUCGAGAAAGCCGUCUCCUCGAAGGUCAUCGACGUCGCCAAUCGGGUCUGCAAGCACUUUACCUUCGACGACCUCUUGCCCGACCGACUUUAAUUGCAGACUACUGACAAUAUACAUAAUCAGCCCUUUACAUAAGGCGCCCAAUCCACGUUAGAGACUGGUUACUUUAGUCUGCUUUUACGUUGCUUCGGCCAGUAAAUCGUACAACCUCGCUGAAAAUAUUUUUCUCGACUUGUCCCCGCGUGCUUCCGAGAAACGGAAAGUAAUCAAAUCAUAAUCUGCAUUUGCCCUCGCCAUCUCACGCUCUAACUUUUUUUCCGCUGGCUUGCUGAUAGUUCUCGAACUACGCGUACGUCUCUAUGCUCGAGAUGCCAGAGUUAUUGUAUUAUCAUAUUAUCACGAUGCUAAAUUACCAAUAAAUAUUAGCAUAUCACUGUUUUUCCCGACGAGAUUAAUUUUAUCAAAUAGUCAACUGUCGAACAACCGUAGACUUGUCAUUGUCAUAAAAAAGAAAUCCGGUGUUUUCAAUUAUAUGUAAGUAUGAAACGUUAUCAAUAAAGUAUAUUA
Phymastichus coffea is the source of this 1238-nucleotide messenger RNA. RefSeq lists its product as uncharacterized. NCBI's taxonomy places the organism in Eukaryota, Metazoa, Arthropoda, Insecta, Hymenoptera, Eulophidae. The coding region runs from base 27 to 764 and encodes 245 amino acids. The transcript is spliced from 3 exons. The record is from RefSeq and is a predicted model, not a curated record.